Culex quinquefasciatus (southern house mosquito) is the source of this 1336-nucleotide messenger RNA. RefSeq lists its product as uncharacterized. The coding region runs from base 575 to 895 and encodes 106 amino acids. The transcript is spliced from 3 exons. NCBI's taxonomy places the organism in Eukaryota, Metazoa, Arthropoda, Insecta, Diptera, Culicidae. The record is from RefSeq and is a predicted model, not a curated record.
UGAAAUUAGAAUUUUUGACACUUCAACGUUGUGAGGUUUACAUUACCGACGAUAAUAUCGAAGAAAAAUGACGAUCAUUUUGUAAACAGACGUGGUUGAACUUAGCCCGGCAGAACUUUUUGCCCUCAGGUUUGACAGUUUGGACAAGAAAACAACGAAAUACGCAAAAGUUAGAACCAAAAUUAUUUCGAUUGUGCAGCGAAAUAAUUUGCAAAAAUAUUAUCAAAAAGCGGUGCAAAUUGAUUCGGUUCGCGUUUUGCUGCAUUGUUACGUUAUAAACGUUCGGAAUAUCUACUGCAGAAAGUGAAAAACAUUGAGGUUUUCGCGUCCCCCAAUUCCCUCGGAUCGCGGAAGGAAAAAAAGUUCCGCAAGGAAAACGAAGAACCUCUUCCACGUUCCUGUCUGGCAGAGCAAAACACGGCAAGAAGGGCAAUCAAUCGGAACGAGCCGUAGCAUGGGUUAAAGAAGAUUCUCGCGUAUUAAAUCCGCCACGACACAAUUACAUCAUAAAAGAAUAGCACAAAUCCGGAACACCGUAAUCCUCGCCCCCUCCUCAAAUGUUCCUGGGCCAAGCAUGUUCGCAAUAAUGGACAGCAACGAGAACGAAAAUUAUUGCUACCAACAGCAGCAGCCGGCGGGACCGCAGAAGCAGGCUGCCGGCGCCGGUGCCAUUCCGAAGGUGGUGACCGACAAGAGCAGCCAGAACCAGUUCAACAACAACAACAAUGUGGCCGAGCAGGAGAAUCUGAUGCCGCAGGUGAACGGGGCUCGGCGGCCGGACUGCGACAGCGAACGGCGGAUUGUGGCCGGGGCUGGAAGUGCGGCAUAUCUUCGCGAGUACAGUAAAAGAGUGAACCAAACUUCCAACUCCUCCGGCAAGAACACCAAGCUUUGAGAUUUUGAGAUUUCCUAGCCAUCGUCGCUACAGGUUCGGACCAGAAAGCCCUCCAGCAAGGAAGCGCCAGCAGAAACAGUAACCUGAUUCGUGAUCUUCCGCCGAUUCGCUGCCCCGAUCCCCGCGACCAAGAAAGGAUUCGCUGCUCCGGUUCCCGCGGCCAAGGAAGGAUUCGCUGCCUCGGUUCCCACGACCAAGGAAGGCCAGCGUUUGCGAUCGCUCGUGCACUACCCAACUUCUUCGAACGUCUCGGCUAGAUUCGGACCAAAAAGUCCUCCGACAAUGAAGCGCCAGCCGAAACAACAACCUGAUUCGGGAUCUUCCGGUGAUUCGCUGCCCCGGUUUCCGCGACCAAGAAAGGAUUCGCUGCUCCGGUUCCCGCGGCCAAGGAAGGAUUUGCUGCCUCAAGAUUGAAUAAAAAAGGUUCAUUGUUUUUGUUUA